Messenger RNA from Penicillium maclennaniae, 423 nucleotides. RefSeq names its product E2 ubiquitin-conjugating protein MMS2. The transcript has 5 exons. NCBI's taxonomy places the organism in Eukaryota, Fungi, Ascomycota, Eurotiomycetes, Eurotiales, Aspergillaceae. Bases 1 to 423 code for a protein of 140 amino acids. Gene Ontology annotation, biological process: DNA damage tolerance; protein K63-linked ubiquitination. Gene Ontology annotation, cellular component: nucleus. The record is from RefSeq and is a predicted model, not a curated record.
AUGGCCGCUAAGGUGCCGCGAAACUUCCGGCUCCUUGAGGAGUUGGAGAAGGGCGAAAAGGGAUUGGGCGCAGAGGCCUGCUCCUAUGGCCUUGCCGACGGUGAGGAUCUGAUGAUGAGCAACUGGAAUGGAACCAUUCUCGGUCCUCCUCACAGCGUCCACGAGAACCGCAUAUACAGUGUCAAUAUUCACUGCGGACCCGACUACCCGGACAACCCUCCCACCAUUCAGUUCAUUUCCGCUGUCAACAUUCCCUGUGUUGACCAGCGCUCCGGAAAGGUCGACCCGACUAAGCUUCCCUGUCUCGCUCAAUGGAAGCGCGACAACACCAUGGAGACCGUCUUGAUUGAGUUGCGGAGAUACAUGGCAUUGCCACAGCACAAGAAGCUGCCCCAGCCUCCGGAAGGCUCGACUUUCUUCUAA